Lachancea nothofagi CBS 11611 is the source of this 2178-nucleotide messenger RNA. The record is from the annotation of a GenBank genome assembly. NCBI's taxonomy places the organism in Eukaryota, Fungi, Ascomycota, Saccharomycetes, Saccharomycetales, Saccharomycetaceae.
AUGGGCAAGAAUGAAGCAUUGCGCUGGAUUCAGCUGCUUCUAAAAUGUACGAUCUUUCUGUCGAUGACAGGUGCGGCCGUUUCAUCGAGAUUGUUUUCGGUCAUUCGCUUCGAAUCCAUUAUCCAUGAAUUCGACCCAUGGUUCAACUUCAGAGCCACAAAAUACCUUGUGAACCAUGGAUUCUACAAAUUCCUGAACUGGUUCGACGACAGAACGUGGUAUCCACUCGGAAGAGUUACAGGUGGAACACUGUACCCAGGUCUUAUGGCCACAUCAGCUGCUGUUUGGCACGGGCUACGCAAGAUAGGAUUGCCAAUUGACAUCAGAAACAUAUGUGUCUUGUUUGCGCCUGCAUUCUCGGGUGUAACGGCUUGGGCCACUUACCAUUUGACGUGUGAAAUCAAAGACUCUGGUGCUGGGUUGUUAGCGGCCGCGUUCAUCGCUAUCGCUCCAGGAUACAUUUCAAGGUCUGUCGCUGGCUCCUACGACAAUGAAGCCAUUGCAAUUACUCUUUUGAUGGUGACAUUCAUGUUCUGGAUAAAGGCAAUGAAAACAGGUUCAAUUAUGCAUUCGACCUUCGCUGCUCUCUUUUAUUUUUACAUGGUAUCCGCUUGGGGUGGUUACGUGUUUAUCACAAACUUGAUUCCACUGCACGUAUUCAUUUUGAUCCUUAUGGGCCGUUACUCGACGCGCCUAUAUUCUGCAUACACCACUUGGUAUGCCAUCGGUACUUUGUCCUCGAUGCAAAUUCCAUUUGUGGGAUUCUUGCCCAUUAGAUCAAACGACCAUAUGGCCGCUUUAGGUGUUUUUGGGCUCAUGCAAAUUGUGGCUUUGGGAAGCUUCGUCAAGUCUCAAGUAUCCUGGCAGAAAUUUAAGACUGUCAUGAUUGUGUCAUUGGUCUUCUUGUUUGCUGUCGGUGUGUGCGGCUUAUUUGCACUCACCUAUUUCGAUUACAUUGCACCUUGGACUGGUAGAUUUUAUUCAUUAUGGGACACCAACUAUGCCAAGAUUCAUAUUCCAAUCAUUGCAUCAGUGUCGGAACAUCAACCUACCGCGUGGCCUGCUUUUUUCUUUGACACUCAAUUUUUGAUUUGGUUAUUCCCCGCCGGUGUCUUCUUGCUGUUUCUGGAACUCAAGGAUGAGCACGUCUUCAUUAUUGCUUAUUCUGUUUUGUGCUCCUAUUUCGCUGGUGUUAUGGUCAGAUUGAUGUUGACGUUGACUCCAAUCAUUUGUGUUUGUGCGGCUGUCACCAUCUCCAAACUCUUCGACAUCUACGCAGACUUCUCGUUUUGGUCGGAAGAGAACGGCGCCUCCGCUCCAAGCUCUCAAAAGAAGCGUAUCAUGACGCUCAUCACAAAAUUGACGGUUUGUGGUUCGUUUUUGGGUUACUUAUACUUGUUCGUGUACCACUGUACAUGGGUAACAUCGAACGCUUAUUCCUCUCCUUCGGUUGUCUUGCCUUCUCGAAACCAAGACGGAUCCCCAGCAUUGAUUGAUGACUUCCGCGAGGCUUACUAUUGGCUGCGUAUGAACACGGCAGAGGAUGCGAAGGUUGCCUCCUGGUGGGAUUACGGAUACCAAAUCGGUGGUAUGGCCGACAGAACUACAUUGGUCGAUAACAAUACAUGGAACAACACCCACAUCGCCAUUGUUGGUAAAGCAAUGUCUUCUCCACAGGAUAAAGCCUAUGAAAUUCUAAAGCAGCACGACGUAGAUUACGUCUUGGUUAUCUUUGGGGGCCUUAUUGGAUUCUCUGGUGACGACAUCAAUAAAUUUCUGUGGAUGGUUCGUAUUUCGGAAGGCAUAUGGCCUGACGAAAUCAAAGAACGAGACUACUUUACGCCGUCAGGUGAAUAUCGUAUGGAUGAGAUGGCUUCACAAACCAUGAAGAACUCUUUGAUGUAUAAACUAUCCUACCACAGAUUCCCUUCGAUGUUCAAUGGUAUUGAAGGAAUGGACCGCGUACGCGGUCAAAAAAUCAGAGAACAGGAUAUUGGCAAUCUAGACUAUUUCGAGGAAGUUUUCACAUCUGAAAACUGGAUCGUAAGACUCUACAAGUUGAAAGAGUUAGACCCUAUGGGCAGAGAUCUGCAUACAGUGGGAGAGUUUAACCGCAAUGCUGCCCGCGGUCUUAAGAAAAGAUUAGUUAAAAAGCCAUCCGUCGAUAUCAGAGUUUAG